Messenger RNA from Adineta ricciae, 1149 nucleotides. NCBI's taxonomy places the organism in Eukaryota, Metazoa, Rotifera, Eurotatoria, Adinetida, Adinetidae. The record is from the annotation of a GenBank genome assembly.
AUGACAAAUAUUAAACAAUCAGUUCGUCCUAAUUGUUGUUUAAUCUGUAAUGCUGAAGCAUUUAUCAUUAAUUAUGGAGCUCUUUCUUGUUAUUCUUGCAAGACAUUCUUCCGUCGUCAUGCACAUCGCGCUAGACUGCUCAAUUCGUGCCGUUAUGACGGAUGCUGUGAGAUCGAUGUCGAAACACGCAAGUUGUGUAUUCCAUGUCGAUUAAUGAAAUGUUUUGCCGUCGGAAUGAGUAUCGAUUUCAUUCGUAAGGAUUUUCAAUACAAAAAAGCUCGACUAACAGCGAAAUUGAAUUCGAAAGAAAUUGUUCAAUUGGAAAAAUUUCAUAAGCCUCUGCCGGAAAUUUUCCCAUUAAAUCUACUUCGCAACGAUCGAUCAUCGCUGACAGCAUUCGAAUGGCGAUUAUUCUCCAAUGUAGUGCAUGCCUUCGAAAGAUUCAGUGUUGUUCCAGCAAUUCAAUAUAUUGUCGGUCAGUUGGACAGUAUAGAACCGAUGAAAAUAGUCGACAUUUCGGAAACAUUCGACUUGUUCAGUUCCUUCUAUACAUUUGUCCAAUCGUUCGUUACUUCGACUGCUGAUUUUCGUGUGUUAACCACUGCUGAACAACGUUCACUGUUUCAACGGAAUUUACAUGGUCUAUUCAAUUUUGCUGGAACACUUAUGUUACGCGACGGAGGGAUAUUUGAGAGUUAUAAAAAUGAGACAAUUAUUGUGCCUUUAUAUGGUUACGAGGCUGUUCGAAAAGCUAGAUCAAUCAUCAAACGGCUCGGUUACGAUUCGACUCUAGCGAAAGCUAUGAUAGCCGUAUUUGCUUUCUCAACCAAUUGCUUUACUGUGGAUUUCGACAAAGAUCUCCAACAAGAUGCACUGCUCUAUGGAGAAUUUCGUCUACUUGGCAGUCAAAAUAUGUAUGUAGAAAUUCUAUGGACAUAUAUGUUGUAUCGAUAUUCGCAUAUGGAAGCUGCGCUUCGGUUUGCUGGUCUUGUUAAACAUAUGUUAGAUUUGAUCAUACUAUCAUCAGAUAUUUACACGGAAAAUAUUUAUCAUCAACAGCUCGUCGAUGACGUAGUCGAACAAGCAAAAAACACAUUAACGUUGUCUGAUGUCGAUGGAACUCCAUUGUGGGGUAAAUUAGAUUUUUAA